AUGAAAGCAGAAUGGCGCGUGCUGCUGUUCAUGUUGGUGCUUCUGACCCGGCUAAUGAGGACAAGUUGUUUGGUACCUGUGUUGUAUCCAGCAGCUUCCGAAACAACUGCACUUGUUUUUGAUGGGGGAACUCGUGCUCUUCUGCCAGCCCAGGGCUCCUUUUCCUUGUUCCUCUGCAAUGCCGAUGCCAACAACGAGGCCGCCUCCUUUCCCCUAGAGCCUUGCUCACAAGAUAUCGUCAUCUACACCCGGCAGAGGGAGUUGGAUCUAAUUUUCUCGGUUGUGGAUGAAGAUGGCUUUCCAAUAGCUCUCAACCCUGAGCCCGAAUAUCAGGUCGACGAUGCCUUGGCAGAAAUCAGCGUCAUUCCAGACUCAGCGGUAGACAGUCCACAACCGAUCACCAACGAGAUCUCUACCAUCAGGGUCACGUUGCUGCAGAAGGAAACACCAGCAGUGUUGACAGCGACUUGGGCAGGUUUCAGCCGAAAUGUGUCCAUGUUUUAUGAUACGGACCCCCCAAGGGUGAACUUUGGGGGAAUUGCCAAACGUCGGACAACCGCCAUUUUUGAUCUGGACUUUAGGGAGAGCGUUGUUGUCACACAAGACAUAACCUGCGAUGCAGAUAUGCCUGCUUUGGACUCAGACACCGGUGUCCUGGAUGUGUUGGCAUCAUCCCAAAGUUGCAACCUUGACCUUGCUGCCAAAGACUGGCGCACAGUGGUAAAUGUGACGGGUGCUGACACAUGGACCAUAGAACAGGAUCAUGUAGCCGGCACGGCUGUGGUGACAGCUUUUGUGAUAGAUGGGCAAGAUGCCAACGUCACUAUUGUCAUCCCGAAUGCUGGCCUCAUGGAUUUUUCUGGAAAUCGGAUUGGUGGAGGGGUGGGUGAAUUUACGAAUGGGACGGCUGGAGGAAACAAGACAUUCACAUUGAAAUUCGUUUUCUUGCCUCCUCUGGGUUCGGGUGACAAUGAGACUGCAGCAGAUGCCGUUGGCAGAGCAGCAACAGCAGCUGUUGUGACCACAAUGGCUGCAUCGGCAGUGACAGCCAUUGGGACAUCUGUAUCAACUUCCAUGACAGCGCCUGUCAUUGGUAGCGCAGCUGGGGGCAGUUCAGGCAGCGCGCUGGCUGGCGGACUGGAGAUGCUGAACAUGGGGCAGAAGGUGUACUUCACAAGCCUCGUGGCCUCCAGCCACCUUCCGGAGAACUACAAAGUCAUGGCAUCGAACUUGAAAUGGACUGCCUUGAACGCGCAGCUUCCUUGGAAAUCGAGUGACAGCGAGGAUGAUGUGAAGGCAACUGCCACAAAUCAAGAAGAUGACAGUAGAGAAAGCAACAGAAAGCUCUUGCAGGCUCCUAUUCCAGAUGGCCUCGAAGAUGGCUCAGAAAACCCCCUUGACCGAAUCGAGGAUGUACAAGAAUUUCUUUUCACCACAGAUCCACGUGAGACAGCCCGUCGAGUUUUCUUCUGGGUAGCGGUCCUGUUCGGAGGGUUGGUGUCCAUUCAUUUGUUUAUCCUUCUUUUGCUGCAUUGUAUGCAGAGGGCCAUUCCAAAGAUUUUUGCAUUCCCAAGGCUGGAACUAUAUGCCUGUGAAUGGGCAGUCCCAGCCAUAGCUGCUGCAAGCGGGUCUCUGAUGACAGGGGACACAGGUGACGUGAUCCUUGGUGCAGCUAUUUUCAUUUUCAUACCUGGCGUGUACCUCGCCUGGUACUUCCACAUGCUGUGGCGGCAUUUCUACAAGCCGGAGCCCCACGAGCGUGGUGCCAAUCUGGUCGUCGCAACAAAACGCAGGGGCUACCCCUCCAAGGGUAGGGAAAAUUAUGCUGACUCAUCAUCAGAAGCGGUGGACGCAAAGAGCAUGGCCAAUGGAGCUGGCAUGAGCAGCUCUUUGGCACUGCUCCCAGCUGCAGGUGUGUCCAAUGCAAGUCACAAUGGUGCCAAACUGCAGGAUGACCAGCGAGGUGCAUCCCCUGCUGGGAAAGGGGACGCAGAGCCUGCGGAAGGGGAACAGUUGGAGGCCAUGAAGGAAGAAGACUCACUGGUCUUUGGGGACUCCAAACCGAUGCAGACGACUGUUGCUGGCACCGGCACCGGCUCGAGUAGACGUUUCUUCAGCAAGUACCUUGUCAAGCCUACGCUUGGACCCAAGCUGGAGAAGGUGACAUGGGUGUCCACUCACAGCAGCCACGCCCGAUUCGUGGAGCGCUUUGGCCCCAUGUUUGAAGACUAUCGUGGGCAUGUGGUGGUCCACAGGAGCGACCUUUCGACGGGGAACAGCAAAAAUGUUCGUCAAGCGGAUCCUAAGAGCGUGCUCAAUCCGCUGCCGCAAAAGCCGUUGUUCAUGUUCCCCUCAGUCAGGCGGAAGGGCCCGGCGGCUACCGUUCCAUUCUACAAGCACUACAUACAGACGGCCAUGGGCGCCCUGCUGCUUGCAAAACUCGUGUUCUUCGCCGUCCUUCUACAUGGAGAGGACGAGAAGGACAACCUGCCCCAGCUGAUUGUGCUUGUCGUCACAUCCACGGUAUUCUUCUUCUUGAUACGGUCCACGCAGCCCUUCGUGCGCAGACUCGACAUGGCGGUGGCCCUGCUCGCCGAGUUCGCCGACAUCAUUGUCUUCACGUUGGCGAUCGUCCUCUUCUCGGCAACCAUGCAGACGGACAACCGGCGCAAGAACAUCGGCAUCACCAUGAUAUGCUUCGAGGCCCUCGCCUUUUUUGCGCUGUUUGUGGAAAAGAUGUUCAUCGUGGUGGAGCACGUGGGCCCUGGCUUGGCCAGGGCGCGGCAGUACAUUGCGCAGAAGGUGGGCUGCUGCUGUGGAGGGUCCCAAGGCGAUGCGCCCCCAGGAGGGGCCGAGCAGCACGUCGUGGAGGCUUCUUGA
Ostreobium quekettii is the source of this 2880-nucleotide messenger RNA. The record is from the annotation of a GenBank genome assembly. Lineage: Eukaryota; Viridiplantae; Chlorophyta; Ulvophyceae; Bryopsidales; Ostreobiaceae.